This is a messenger RNA of Wallemia ichthyophaga EXF-994, 1164 nucleotides long. RefSeq lists its product as uncharacterized. The coding region runs from base 1 to 1164 and encodes 387 amino acids. Gene Ontology annotation, biological process: mitochondrial respiratory chain complex IV assembly. Lineage: Eukaryota; Fungi; Basidiomycota; Wallemiomycetes; Wallemiales; Wallemiaceae. Gene Ontology annotation, cellular component: mitochondrial inner membrane. The record is from RefSeq and is a predicted model, not a curated record. The transcript is spliced from 5 exons.
AUGCCUCCAACACGACGGACUAAUGCUAUACCCAGUACGAGCAGCAGUACGAGCAGCAGCAGUACAAGCAACCGACAGCGACCUUCUACACGUAUAACGCUUGAUAGUGACGAUGAUAUGGACUAUAGUAAUAGCAAUAACCGCAAUAGCCACAGCAACCACAGCGACCGCAAUAACAACGACGACGAAGUUCAAUUCAGAUCAGCAAGGCGUCUACGUGGUAUCGAUAAUGGUAUCCUUGUCAAUCAAACGCAGCCACCCCAGCAACCAGCAAACGUAUCGCACUCACUGCCUGCACGGCCUAUAAGGCCACGCACUGCAAGUUACCCUAACAAUCCAUUCAUCCGUCACCCACGCCAUCAUCCACAUUCAACGCAUUUCCUCGCAAUGACAGAAAUGGGUGCGUUGCGUAUAUUGCACGAUAGCAUGCCAAACAAUCGUCCUAUGAUGGGUAGAGGUUGGGAUGGACUAGGAUUAGAUGGUGUAGACGCCCGCAUUCGACAACGCUAUCAUCAAUUAGAUAUACCCCUCCAUCAGAUCGGUUUCGGUGGUGUGUAUCACCCGCAUAUGGUCCAGCCUGUGAAACAUAGUUAUAGUACUAAGCUCAGCCAUCCCAGGAAAUGGCCGGGGUUUUCUCAAAACGGUGGUCCUAAUGUUCGGUCGAGAUUAAUCCUCGACGCGGCUUCUGAUAGACAACUGACUAUACACGGAGAAGGCGAUAACGCACUUUAUGCUCUUAGAUGUGGGCAUGUUAUAGAUGGUAAUACACAUCACAAUCUCAUCGAGAAUAACGUCAUUCCUAAGAAACGGAAGACUAUCCAAUCAAAACCAUAUCGACAAUCACGGGCAACUUCAGCCAUCAAUAACACCCUACGCAGGCAUCCAUUCGUAACAUUUGGAUUGCCAUUCAUUACAAUAAUGGUUGUUGCUUCGUUUGGCAUGUCUACAUUCACUCAAACUAAGUAUGACAGAGCAGAUGGUAAAGUGAAGGAGCUAGAUAAGAAGGAAGCGCUGCAGAUUCAAAAGGGGAAAAAGCCUGUGGAUUUACGUGAGGAGUACUUUAGACUACAAUCAAAGCAAGGAGACCUGGAUAAUUGGGAGAACAAGCGAAUACGCAGAGAUAUCGCUGGAUUGGACGAAUGGAAUAUGCCUCUGCAAAAGUGA